Messenger RNA from Cryptococcus amylolentus CBS 6039, 5952 nucleotides. RefSeq lists its product as hypothetical. Gene Ontology annotation, molecular function: small GTPase binding; actin binding. The coding region runs from base 29 to 5632 and encodes 1867 amino acids. The record is from RefSeq and is a predicted model, not a curated record. Gene Ontology annotation, biological process: mitotic actomyosin contractile ring assembly; barbed-end actin filament capping; actin filament bundle assembly. The transcript has 11 exons. NCBI's taxonomy places the organism in Eukaryota, Fungi, Basidiomycota, Tremellomycetes, Tremellales, Cryptococcaceae. Gene Ontology annotation, cellular component: cell division site; mating projection tip.
UCUUGCUGUUCUUCUCCUCGUCCACGCGAUGGCCUCCCUCUUCGGCAAGAAACAGCGCCACAGGUCAUCCAACUCCUCCUCUGCCACCUCCCCCACCAACCUCGUCGCUGUCCCCUACAGCCAGCUCACCUCGGGACCCCCGCCCAUCGCAGGCCCGUCCACAUCCAGGUCGGACAAUUCCAAGCUCGUCAGCGCCCCCAACACCAACCCCACCCUCACCGACGAUGGCACACCACUGAAUGCAAACUCGAGGACGUAUGGGGCCAUGGCACGCCCGGCGCCGCCCCCUGAUACCCCAAAGAGGCGGCGGACAGGGGAUGACAUGGCGGGCGCUGGUGCCGGGGGCGGCGGCGGGGAUAGACCAAGGAUGUCCAACGUGACAGACCCAGGGAGACAUGAGAGCAGCUAUAGCUCGAGGUCUGGGGACGGGCAUCAGGAAAUGCUGCAGCGCUCAGUGAGCCCCUACUACGACUCUGUCUCUAGCGCAGGUGCCGCCUCGGCUAUCCAGCGUAGUCACACCCCGACACAAGAGUUUGGGGGCAGGUCGUAUGUCCACCCCUACGCCGCAAUGGGACAGAGAAACCCAGAGACUGCCAGCGUACAUACAGUGUCGUCUAUGGCAAGUCAAAGGUCGCGCAUUCAUGUCGAAGACACAGAUCCGGGACGGUAUCCACUGGGCUAUCCUCUAGGCCCUUCGCGGCAACAGUACACGACACAAAGAGAAUCAGAUGGGCGUACCACUCCCACACAAUCUCCUCAGCCCCAUAUGACAACAUUCACCAUUCCUGCGCCUUUACAAGGUAGAGACGAGUGGCAGCGUCCAUCCGACCAGGUCAUUGAAGAGUGGUAUCGCCAUCUUCUCCAAAAUACCGAUUUAGACCCUUCAUCAAACCAUACCGCUUCACCAAACCCCUCUCUGAGAUCUUCAGCGUCGUCCUCAACGUCGAGAGCAGCCAUGUCUGCGGCACAAGUGCCUGUAGAGUCAAAGUGGAUGCUUGUCCAGCAAUAUUGGAGAUCACGGCCUAAUGCUCCCGGGGGUCGUAAGCAAGAGACGCCUAGGGUUGCUGGCAAACGGGCUACCAAAGGAGACAAGGGAGAUAAGGGCUCGGUAGAAUACUUUUUGAGCCAGCUGUUCAACAGAGACGCUUUGACUCCUGCCUUGCUGUCUUCGUUGGAAAUCAGCUUGAGAACAGAGACUUUAGAUUGGAUCCAAAACUUUAUGGACCACCAGGGCCAGGCAGCUCUAGGCAAUGUCCUGACCAAAUUGACCUAUACCAACGGUGUCUGUGAACAACCCUCGGCCAAGGACGAAGGUCUAAUGCACUGUCUCAAUCGGUCUAUAUGUAAACACCGAAUUGGCUGCAACGACGCAGUGACCAAACCACGCACCAUUGAACGGAUCAUCCUCUAUCUCACAUGUUCCAACAUGAACUGUCGAAUGUGGGCUGCCCAGAUAUUGACGGUCCUCUGUCAGAUCAGCGAAUCCAACGGAGACAAACCUGGUCUUGCUGUCGUCUACACGGCGUUUGACGAAUUGAAAGAAAGGGUCAACCAGGGUGUGCUGGACAUUCGAAAAAAAGUCGAGCGGUUCAGCUUGUGGAUGUCACAAUUGGCAGAAGUUCUCGAAAAGCAAGGGCCGAUGGGAAGCAAAGUUCGCGCACACCCCCUCGUCAAAGGCUUGGACGUGCUCGAGUAUUGCCGUACCAUGGUUCUUCUCCUUGUCUCUUUACCCUCUUCCAACGACGCCAAGACCAGAGAAUCUAUCCGCUGGCAACUCGAGCUUUCUGGCGCUCCCCUCGUCGUCGCUCGCUUACGGCAACUACGAGAUCCGGAAAUCAAUAUGCAGCUCGACAUUUACGAAGAGAAUGCCCGAAACGACAUGGCGAAUCUCGUAGAUAGCAAGAAGGAGUCUGAUCUCAAAAAGCUGCGAAGCCCGGAGCAAAUCAUCGGGAUGCUUCUCGAAAAGACCAAGGGCAAGACAGAGGGUCUUUACCUGCUAGACAUCUUGCGGCACUUUGUCCUCAUCGAUGCGGAGGGUGACGAGAGACCGAGAUAUUUCCAGCUCUUGAGCGAGCUGACCUCGACCAUCGUCAUGGGAGCUUCGCCAGAUCUGCAUGGCGAGUUUGAAAGUGCUUUUCAUCGCUCAAUCAACUAUGUCCUUGGUAAACUUGCCGAAAAUAAGGCAUAUGACGAAGCCAUGGCCGAAGUCAAGGAGCUCAGAGCUACCAAUGAGAGACUCACCUACGAGCGCGAGGACCUCCAGGACGAAAUUUCUGCGGGGAACGACGGUCUCGUCGGUCGCCUCAAGGCGCAGAUCACCGAGCUGGAGAAGAAGCUCUACAACUCGCGUGUGGCUAUGGAAGCCGCUCUUGAUGAGAAGGAGGGUAUGCGCAAAGACUAUGAAAAGCGUUUACAUGAGCUCCGUCUCUGGCUCCAGAGACUUUACAACAUCAUCCGCGAUGCUGGUCUGGAGCUUCCGAGGGGUAUGGAGGGGAUGGCCAACAUCCCCGACUUUUCGCGGUUGGAGACCGAGUGGAAGAUGGUGAUUGACAAGGACAAGGCGCAUGACCAAACCUUUGAGAAGCUCACCGGCUCCUCGUUCCGUGGCAAGGACGGAUCGAAGUCAAGUUCUCUCAAGAGGGCGAUGAGAAGAAAGGACUCAACCGACGUCGAUGACGAGUCGGAGGAGGAGCACGAGGAUGGAGAAGUCUUGGAGGCUGCCAAAGUGGCUCUUUCCAACGUCAGGGGUGAAAGGCGAUCCCUGAAAAAGAGGACAUCGAGGACACUGGGCGGAAAGGCCAAGCACGUCUCGGUAUCUCAAUUUGAAGAUGCCGGCGACGACAGCGUCCUGUUACACAUCGAGAACUCGUUGCAAGAGGCCGACUCUGUCUCCCCUGUCCCGCGCACCCAUGGCCAGCAGUCCUCACGAUCAGGUCGCCUACAAGAGGUCAUCACCGCUGGCACGCCCACACGUGCCAACUUUGACCCUGCAGCUCCACCCAUUGGCGAAAAGUCUGUCUGGCGAGGCCAGAAGAAGCCUUCCGCUUUCCCUCCUCGAUUCGUGGCCGAGCUACGUGCCAAGCAGAUCUCGCGAAGUUCUUCAGCUCCCGCUCAGCUCAACGAUCUCGAAUCUGACUAUGAUGAUUCCGACAACCGUGACUCUCAAUACACUGAGCGUAAUACUGCGUAUACCUCUGGCGUGUCUGAAGUGCUCAAGACGCCGGGAAGCAGAGAUAGUUUCAGGUUGCAAGUGCUGUCAAAAGCCAAGAGUCUGAAACAUGAUUUGGAUCUGGAAAAGGAUUUCUCACAGGAUGGCAAUGCGCUUUCCACGUAUGGCUGCUCCGCCGCCACCGCCUCCACCUCCCCCGCCCCCUUUGCCCCCUCCCGGUUUCUUGGGUCCAGCCGUCGCUCGAGCACCAACUUCUUCUAUGGCCCCGCCUCCACCUCCUCCCCCCCCCCGCCUCCUCCUCCCCCGCCCCCGCCUGGAGGCAUGCCUCGCAAGCCAGCAGCAGUGCCAGCCGGCGCGCCAGACAUGUCCAGCGUCUUUGCUGGUAUCAAGGGUGGUCACUCGCUCAAAAAGACCGCUGGCUCGACCGUUCCUCCUCCUCCGCCUCCUCCACCUCCUGCAGCUCCCUCGUCCAAUCCUGCGUCUCGUGCGCCGCUGGAGUCUGUGUCUUCUUUGCUUUACGGUGCAAACGACUCGCGUAAAGAUGUUAGCAUGAUUGCUAGUAAGCGAAUGAAGCAGCUACAGUGGGACAAGGUCAGCAAGGCGCAAUUGGAAAAGACGGUGUGGAAAAAGGCAGAGGAUGACAAGAUGGAGGAAGAAGUGGUCAACAUGAUGAAGGCGCAUAAUAUCUGGGAUGAGAUUGAGAACGAGUUCAAGGCAAAGGAAGUCAUGUAUGAUGCGAUCAAGAAGCGAAGGGAGCAAGAGAUUAUCAGUGUGUUGGCGCCUGAUCACAGAAAGCGUAUCGAAAUUCUCAUCUCGGGGCCAUUCGCCAAGACUUACAAAGACAAUCCCGAGGGUCUUGCCAAUGCCAUCUCCGAGUUUGACUCUGAGUUGUGCGUCGAGGCGUUCUUGAAUGAGCUACAGAGUGUACUUCCCAACGAUGAUGAUCGUGGUAAACUCCUCACGCAUUCGGCGGACGACCCUGAACAAUUCGCUAAAUUGCAUCCCGCCGAUAGGCUCAUGGUCCGUCUCAUCCAGCUUUCUCAUCUGAAUGAGCGUGUCAAAGGAAUGCUGUACCGGGUCCGAUUCCCCCAAAAUAUCGAUCUUCUUGAACAGAGUCUUGCCGUGCUUGAGGAUGCGUGCGAUGCCUUGAUGGAUGCCAAACAGUUCCAGGCUCUGCUUGCACUGAUCCUGACCAUGGGCAAUUACAUCAACGGUACUAAUUAUGCUGGCGGUGCUUUUGGUUUCAAGAUUGCCAGUAUCAAUAAACUGGUGGAUACCAAAUCCAGUGGUGGACAAAACUUGCUGCAUUUCUUGGAAAAGACGGUAUCCCAGCACUUUCAAAGUAUCGGCGAGUUUUUGAAGGAGCUCGAGAUUCCUGCUACUGCUGCUCGAGUCAACUAUGCGGAUCUGCAAUCUACAUCGAAAACCAUGCUCGACGACAUAUAUCGUAUUCGCGACGCCCUCGACAAGCAAUUCGACGGCGACACCUCGCAGUAUACACGCAAGAUGAACAUUUUCGUCACCGUUUCGUCUGAGCGGGUGCGAAAUGUCAGAGACGGCAUCAUUGCGGCAGACCGCAAGUUGAAAGAGGUGCAGACGUUCUAUGGAGAGUGUGAUGAUAUGGGGAGAGGGAUGCAGAGUCAAGAGUUCUUUGGGAUUUUCAGGACUUUUGUGUCUUCCUACAAGUUCUGCCAAGCUCAGAACCGGGCUCGAGCAGAAGAACAAGCUGCUCUCGAAGAUCGCGCUCGACGGAGACUUGAACGCAAACAGAUGGGCCUCACCCCGCAGCCUACCGGCAUGUCUACCACCUCGUCUACUGGCGACUUUGAAGAUACCAUUACGAAACUUCGCAAAAACGGCACUCCGCGUAUACCGCGCGAGAGGACGAAACGCGAGUUUGCCCCACCUCCAAGCCCGCUGUCUGAAUCUGUUGAUCUGGAAAAGAUGAUGCUGGCAGCUUCUGGCGGCGGAGCGGACGGCGGAGAUGGAGGCGGGUACGGGAUGGAACCCGAGUACGAGGCGUUGAUGGCGCAGAGACUCUUGUCUACGACAUUCAAAUCGCCUUUUGACUCUUCCGAGUGGAGCGCCGACGUCUUGAACGGCAUGGGCGAAGCCAAGGACCCGGAAGAAGCCGGUAACGACUCGUUGGAGGAUCCGGACGCAACUCAGGUGUACAAGCUGAGCGCCCCGCCGCAGUCGACGCUGUCAAUGUCUGACAGUUCCUUUGCGGAUGGUGUAGAGUAUGUCGAAUCGAGCACGCCUCGAGCGACUACUCCUACCUCACCCCUUCGAGAUGGCCCGUCGCCACAUACACCUAGCCCGAUGAUUGAAGGGCUUGCGGGGAUGGAGGCUCUGAUCUGGCCGUCGACGCCUUCGCCUACCCGUGAAACGUUCGUCAAUGGGGCAGACGCAGAUGAUGAAAAGCUGCAUGCGAGGACGGUACGAGGGGAUGAGCAGGAUUGAGGCGAGAAACAUGUUGUGCUAUAGAUUAUAGUUGUGUAAGGUCGUGGCUCAUUGUAUCAUAGCCCAACAUAGAAGAUAUACCUCUGCAUAUGAUACUACGUAAUAGCAUCUUGCCAUGCAACACAUGACUUGUGCCGAUCACGGGUGCCACGUUGAGUGAUCUGUGGCAGCAAGCGGCCGAUGCGAUCAUGCGAGGAACAGGGGUAAGCGCGUCAGCGUGACAAGACAAGGGGCUUGGCGUGGCACAAGACGAGCGUCGAGGGCGAGGGGGCUGCCUGUCAGCGCUGGGUGCCAGAGCAUGCUCCUUUGUUGGAUGACAG